GACCUUGAAGUUGAUGAGAUGUUCUGUGUAACACUCCGCCUGCGGUAGAUGUGCUGAGGCCGGGUGAACCGCCAUUUUGAAUGUCAGGUUUGUUUCUCCCUCCGUCUCAAAGAGAGAAGAUUCAAAUUUCUUAUUGGUGUCAUUACGGCUGAGGAUGCCAGCUCCGAUCAGACUCCGGGAGCUGAUCCGGACCAUCCGGACGGCUCGCACCCAGGCCGAGGAGCGGGAGAUGAUCCAGAAGGAGUGCGCUGCUAUCCGGUCUUCUUUCAGGGAGGAGGACAACACGUACCGCUGCAGGAACGUGGCCAAGCUCCUCUACAUGCACAUGCUGGGCUACCCCGCACACUUCGGACAGUUGGAGUGCCUGAAAUUGAUCGCUUCUCAGAAGUUCACAGACAAGCGGAUAGGGUACUUGGGGGCCAUGUUGCUGCUGGAUGAGAGACAAGACGUCCACCUGCUAAUGACAAACUGCAUCAAGAAUGAUCUGAACCACAGCACGCAGUAUGUGCAGGGCCUGGCUCUCUGCACCCUGGGCUGCAUGGGCUCGUCAGAGAUGUGCCGGGACCUGGCUGGGGAGGUGGAGAAGCUGCUCAAAACCUCAAACUCCUACCUGAGGAAAAAGGCUGCUCUGUGUGCCGUUCACGUGAUCCGGAAGGUUCCCGAGCUGAUGGAGAUGUUCCUCCCGGCAACCAAAAACCUGCUCAGCGAGAAGAACCAUGGUGUUCUUCACACGUCUGUGGUUCUGCUCACAGAGAUGUGUGAAAGGAGUCCAGACAUGCUCUCGCACUUUCGAAAGCUGGUCCCCCAGCUGGUCAGAAUCCUAAAGAACCUCAUCAUGUCCGGGUACUCACCGGAGCACGACGUGUCGGGCAUCAGCGACCCCUUCCUGCAGGUGCGGAUAUUGAGGUUACUCAGAAUUCUGGGUCGGAGCGACGACGAUUCCAGCGAAGCGAUGAACGACAUCCUCGCGCAGGUUGCGACCAACACAGAGACGAGUAAAAACGUGGGGAACGCGAUCCUCUACGAAACUGUCCUGACCAUAAUGGACAUCAAAUCGGAAAGUGGGCUGAGGGUUUUAGCUAUUAACAUCUUGGGGCGCUUCCUCCUAAACAAUGACAAAAAUAUUAGGUAUGUGGCAUUGACGUCCUUGCUGAAGACGGUACAGACGGACCACAAUGCAGUGCAGAGACAUCGGAGCACUAUUGUAGACUGUUUGAAAGACCUGGAUGUGUCCAUCAAGAGACGCGCGAUGGAGCUGAGCUUCGCGCUGGUGAACGGCAACAACAUCCGCGGCAUGAUGAAGGAGCUGCUGUACUUCCUGGACUCCUGCGACCCAGAUUUCAAAGCGGACUGCGCGUCGGGAGUCUUCCUCGCUGCCGAGAAGUAUGCCCCCUCGAAGCGAUGGCACAUAGACACGAUUAUGAGGGUCCUAACGACGGCGGGCAGCUACGUCCGGGACGACUCGGUUCCCAACCUCAUCCAGCUCAUCACCAACAGCGUGGAGAUGCACGCCUACACGGUGCAGAGGCUGUACAAAGCGCUGCUGGACGACAUCUCUCAGCAACCCCUGGUGCAGGUGUCCUCCUGGUGCAUAGGGGAGUACGGAGACCUGCUGGUGUCGGGACAGUGCGAGGAGGAGGAGCCCAUCCAGGUGACGGAAGACGAGGUGCUGGACGUGCUGGAGGGGCUCCUGGUGUCCAACCUGUCCUCCCCCGUCACCCGGGGUUACUCCCUCACCGCAAUCAUGAAGCUGUCCACGCGCUUCAGCGGCGUCAACCGAAUCAAGAAGGUGGUGUCCAUAUACGGCAGCAGCAUCGACGUGGAGCUGCAGCAGCGGGCGGUGGAGUACAACGCACUUUUCAAGAAAUACGAUCACAUGAGGCCUGCCUUACUGGAGAGAAUGCCCGUGAUGGAGAAGACUGCCACCAACGGGCCGACGGAGAUAGCGCAGACCAACGGGGAGGCGGAGCCCUCUGCCCUGGACUCCAAAAACCUGCCCGCUGUCACACAGCCCACGAGCCAGGCUAACGAUCUGUUAGACCUCCUUGGAGGAAAUGAUGUCGUGCCUGUGAUCCAGACGGCCCCGCCCACAAAGCCUGCAUCUGCUGGAGGGGAACUGCUGGACCUGCUGGGCGAUCUCUCACUAUCAGGUGGGCCGACCCCUGCUCCGGCCCCGCCCGUGUCCAUCCCUCAGCCCGCCUUCCUGCUGGACAGCCUCACCUCUCCGCCCCUCUUUAAUGACAUCACUGCAGCUAUUCCACCAAUGACGGCGUACAACAAGAACGGGCUGAAGAUCGAGUUCACGUUCGAAAGGUCAAACCCCAACCCCAACAUCGCCGUCAUCACCAUUCACGCCUCCAACACCACCGAGGCGGAGAUGACCGACUUCGUGUUCCAGGCUGCAGUACCAAAGACGUUCCAGCUCCAGCUCCUCUCCCCCAGCAGUAACAUCAUCCCGGCACUCAACCAGGGAACCGUCACACAGGUCAUCAAAGUGCUCAACCCCCAGAAGCAACAACUGCGAAUGAGGAUCAAGCUCACGUACAACCACAAAGGGUCCUCAGUGCAAGACCUGGCCGAGGUCAACAACUUCCCCCCCCAGUCCUGGCAGUGAUGGCCUGCGGGCCCCGCCCCCUCUCUCCCCUUUUCAAGGGAACUAUGGGGAAGGUACCAAACCCCCUCGCCCCUCCCCAAACCCCACCCCUCCUCCCCUAAAUCGAUCUCCCUGUGACAUCACUGCGGACUGCUACACUGGGGUCGCACAGGGAAACAAUGGAAUCUUUCUGACACACAGCGAUGAUGCGACGCCGUCGCCGACGGUGACGGUGACUAGGACGAUGUCAGCGAAAAUUGGAAACAUAUCCAUUUACCCCCCCCCCCCCACUUUUUUUUUUUUUGUUUGUUGUUGAUUUGUUUCACCUCUGUCUCUGCUCGCAAUAGGCACUGCUUUCACCCCCACCUCUCCUUUUGCACGUGCACUCGAAACACGUUCUCUUUCUCUGGCCCCUCCCCCAGCCUCGUGGGAAGUUGAGCCAUCCAGGCCACUGUAGAAAGAGCCCCCCUCCCCACUCCCCCCACCCCUCGUUUGACAUGAGCAGUCAUCACUGUCUGAUUGUCUUCUGGUUUUGUUUGGUUUCAUGUUUUUAUCUGAAUCUGGAAAUGUAAAAUGUUGGGAUAUAUUUGAUUCUUGUUUUCAGCUUUUAAUGAAAUGCAGCUGAGCUCUUUGGAGUUUGCACUUUGAUCCACUCUGUCCACCAUGCAGAAUUAAGGAAGUUUGGUUUCUUAACUGGGCUCUAAAAUCUUGUGCAUGCUUGUGCGUGCGCGUGUGCUUCUGUGUGUGAGCGUGUGUGAGCGUGCUUGUGGGUGUGUAUGCGUGCGUGCACGUGAGUGCAUGCGUGUGUGUGCGUGCGUGCGUGCGUGUGUGCGUGUGUGUGUGUCUGCAUGUGUUUGUGGGCGUGUGUGCACGCGGGGUUGGGUUUGGUGUCGGAGCAGUUCAUCUUUUUCAAGGUUUGGUGUUUGAGAUCCUAACUUAUUUUGUGUAAUGAAGAGUACCUGUGCCCUGCUCUCUGUGUCAUGUUAAACACAACGCUUCUGUUGGGUCCCAGGAUCCAGUUUGCACUUUUACCGGGUUUGCCCCAUGCAGGUUCUCCCUGAAAUGUUGCAGUUUGUCAGUGUGAGAGUCUGUCCAUCCUGCUUUUAAGAAUCCAGACCGUAACGUUCAUCUACUGUAGCAACUGUAACGGUUGACCCUCUCAGCAGUUGAAAUGGUUGUGGAAGGAGAGGACCUGAAGUCGAUUUGACUUGUCUGGUUCCCCCAUGUGAGUCUUGAGUGCAGCUUCUGAACAAUAAUGUAUAAUAAUCUUAAAGGGAAACCAGAAAUUAAUUUAUCCCCUUGAGAAAUAAAAAAAAAUUGAAGUCUCUUUAUUUGUUGAACUUGUGUGGAUAAAGCACAUCUGUUCUGUGAGGAGUCUUGAUUUGGGAGUGUACUCAGUGUUGACUGUUUUAUGUCCUGUCCAGUCUACUAAAUCAGCUUGUUUUUUUCCCCUUUUUUCCACCAUGAGAGAUUUUCGGAACACCAGAACAAGGUCAAGUCUGCUCUCUCUCCCAUCUUGCAUUUUUCUGCCGUUUUUGAUGUAUGCUGUAUCAUAAACCUUUUUGGUUUCAAGCGUAAUCCAGUAAAAAAAAGAGAAAAAAUGAUCUGCAUUUUUUUAACGCCCUUGUCUGGUAGUCGUUCAGGAUCACUGUCAAAUUUUUCUUCUUUGUCCGAAGAAUGUUUUAAUAGUUUAAAGAUGGAAACCGCUGAAAGAGUGGAGACAUCCGUGAGUCGAUUUGAAUAGUUUGCAGGGCUGUUAAUGUUGGUCGCGGAGUAAGCCGUGUUUUAAAUAAAGAUUUCAGCACGGUGUCAGCGAAUCACAGAUCAGAUCUCUUUAAUAUCAAGCGGUUCUGAUGCCAGUUGAAACUACAGAUAUGUUGUCAUGAAUACAAGCCCAGCUGCGCGACUGGUUUUGGUGUCAGACUGACUGUUUUGGGUUGUGGAGCCGUGUCCUGCGUACGCCCCCCCUCCCCUCCCCAGCGGUCUGCGUAGGACCCCCCCCCCGUCUCCUGGGCGUAGCCACACACGCUAGCGGUGUGUGAGCUGGUGAAUGUAGCGCCGUGCGCAGCUCUUCGCUUCCCUCCGUUUCUGUUCCGUGGCUUCUCCUCUCCGUCUGGUCCUCUUCGUCGUGAAGGAAGCCGGCGGGCCUUGUUCUUAGCUGCCGCGCUGCGGUCGGUCAAGGACUUCCUGCAAAAUAAUGCCCGGUGUCAAAGCUGCCACGCCGCGGACGGUCAAGGACAUCCUGCAAAAUAAUGCCUGGUAUAUCAAAGCUAUGUGCCUUUUGCCGUUUGGGCAAACGUUGUUGGGUUUGGUGGCCCGUGCUUUUUGGCCGGAGGUUCAGGCAGCCGUAGACGGAUGUCAGGUGAUGGUUGAGUUGCCUAGCAACGAACAGAGCUCAGAAGAGACGGACGAGCGUGAGAGAACUUUUGCUGUUGCAGAGAAAGCUUUUGAAAACGUGUCCAAUAUCAGGUGUUUUUUUUUUUCUCUUCUCUUUUCUUUUUGCUCUGCCCUCGGUUGCAGUACUUCACCAAAACUAAACCAUGAAUGACACUGUUGGAAACGGAAGUGGUCAACUGAAUACCUCAUAGUUAUUUUUUUCAGUGAACUCUUUCACAUCAAUCAUUAGACCUGCUCAUGCAAAAAACUAUGUCCACUAUCAUGGGUACAUCAAUAGGACACCAUUUUACACUUUGCUAACCUGCUCUUUUUUUAAAUGUUACCCUGUGUCUACAGAUGCACCCAUAUUUAAUUUCAUCUACUGGAAUGAUGUUUUGCUUUCACAUGCAUUAGUCUGUACUAACUUUUAACCUUUGUGACCAAAUCAGAGAUUCUAUUUAGCUUUGGAUAUUAAAUCUUCUCAAGCAAUGAUCUGUAUAUGGAGAAAUCUGACUUAACAUUUGUUUCUGUUUUUUUGUUGUUUUUUUGUCUUGACUGAAUGACUACAUUCUGUCCUAGUGUUUGGUAUAAAACUGAGAGGCUGUGUAACUGUAGAAAUUGUCCAAUGCUCAUCCUUUGGUGGAGAUCAGCUCUUUUCUAAGAGUUUGUUUCAGAAUUGCUCACGGUUUGUGUUGAAAUAGAUCUAAGUUAAUAUCAUAGCCUGGAUGAUUUCUCUGAUUCCAUGUAAUUUGAAAAAAAGAUCACAAUAUAUGCUGCCUGUAUAUUGUACAUAACUGUAAAACGAACAAGCAAAUUACAUUGAAAAUAAAGUUAACUAUUCAAAGACCCGGUUACAGAUUUAGUUAGGUUAAGUCGUUAUUUAACCAGUAUGUGUAGUUAUUUGAAGGGAGAGGUUUUUUUCUUCCAUGGUAUUUACAUUAUUUUGCCCCAUGUACCUUUAAAAGUUUCUAGUUUUUCCCCAAUGAGUUGAAACUGAAUUCGCAAAAAAAAAAAAAAAAAAGAAGUCCUUUGUUACACUCUGGUUGCAGGUAACAGGACAUUCCAGAUUUAGAUGGCAAUUUGAUACGUUCAGCCUCAUUUUGUGCUCCAAAUUUAUAAUAAAAAACAUGUUACAUUCUAACAUACGUUAUUUUGCUACAGUCAAACCAAUGGGAGUCAAAUUUAAGUAAUGCACAAGACGCCUUGUUCCUUUGGAUGACUGUUCGGUGUGGGUUCUGGUGGAUGGCUGGAAUUGGAGGGUUGCGGUAGAUCUAAAGUGCGUUCGGAGUGAUUUACUACUGAUGAACUUGAUGAGCCCAGUUCUGUAGCGGCGCACAAGAUGCAGACUGCUUGUCUGUAUCGGUGAUUGGCUCAUGUUGUUUACAUUCUCUUCAUCAAAGGUACCCAGGGUUCUACAAGCCUCUCUC
Molecule: messenger RNA, 6396 nt
Organism: Anguilla anguilla (European eel)
Lineage: Eukaryota; Metazoa; Chordata; Actinopteri; Anguilliformes; Anguillidae
Product: AP-1 complex subunit gamma-1
Exons: 23
Coding region: 155-2614 (819 amino acids)
Biological process (GO): receptor-mediated endocytosis; intracellular protein transport; Golgi to vacuole transport
Cellular component (GO): membrane coat; Golgi apparatus; AP-1 adaptor complex
Molecular function (GO): clathrin-cargo adaptor activity
Source: RefSeq, a predicted model, not a curated record